GUAUGAAGACCCUUUACAAAAAGGCAGCUGUAAGGCAGCACACCAGAACAGCUGUAGGUCACCACACUGGAUCUGCAAAUAUGAGGAAGAAAAAGACCUUCCAGAAGAAGCAGAGGGGCCGACCUUCCUCUCAGCCCCGCAGAAACAUCGUGGGCUGCAGAAUUUCACACGGAUGGAAGGAAGGCGAUGAGCCCAUCACCCAGUGGAAAGGAACCGUUCUGGAUCAGGUGCCUAUAAAUCCCUCUCUUUAUCUGGUGAAAUAUGAUGGAAUUGACUGUGUCUAUGGACUGGAACUUCACAGAGAUGAAAGGAUUUUAAAGCUUAAAAUCCUUCCUGAUAAGGUGCCAUUUUCUCGAGUCAGAGAUGUGCGCCUUGCAAACACUAUAAUUGGAAAAGCAGUGGAACAUAUGUUUGAGGGUGAGCAUGGUUCUAAGGAUGAAUGGAGGGGGAUGGUCUUAGCCCAAGCACCUAUCAUGAAAGCCUGGUUUUAUAUUACCUAUGAGAAAGACCCUGUCUUGUACAUGUACCAGCUUUUAGAUGAUUAUAAAGAAGGUGACCUCCGUAUCAUGCCAGAGUCCAAUGAGUCUCCUCCAGCAGAGAGGGAGCCAGAAGGAGUUGUAGAUGGCCUGAUAGGUAAACACGUGGAAUAUACCAAAGAAGAUGGCUCCAAAAGGACAGGCAAGGUCAUUCAUCAAGUUAAAGCGAAACCCUCUGUGUAUUUCAUCAAGUUUGAUGAUGACUUCCAUAUCUAUGUCUAUGAUUUGGUGAAAAAGUCCUAACUGUUACGGUAAAAUUUUGCCACAUUUGUGGAAACAAAUGUAUAAUUUGUAGACAUGCAAAAAUAUGUUGCUUUUUAGUGUAGUGAAAGCUUGAGGGUCCCUGUUAACUCUACAUCUUUGCCAGCAUAACUGCUAUUUUGUUCUGAAAAAUACAAAUUUUAUGUGGACAUGA
Orycteropus afer afer is the source of this 951-nucleotide messenger RNA. RefSeq names its product spindlin-2. NCBI's taxonomy places the organism in Eukaryota, Metazoa, Chordata, Mammalia, Tubulidentata, Orycteropodidae. Gene Ontology annotation, cellular component: cytosol; nucleoplasm. The record is from RefSeq and is a predicted model, not a curated record. Gene Ontology annotation, biological process: gamete generation; regulation of DNA-templated transcription.